ACCUCAUCAAGCUUGCCAGGAAUUUUACAAGGCAAAAGCAGCUGGGUUCCAUUCCAUGCCAUCUUGUGCUCUACUUGUCAGGUCACCAGCCGGCUUAUCUACUUCGAUCCAACCCAGAGCCGAGACUUGGAGAGUGCUCUCCGUCGCCGUUGCAACCAUGGCGGCUCAGUGCUCACGCUUCAUGCCCCGCCCUGUUCGUCGUCACCACGCAUUCGACGUUCGCUGCAGUUAGGUUGCUCAUGCAGAUGUCCCCAUGCCAUCCUGACGACUUUACUUUCUCCUAUAUAAGAGGAGUGUGUUUAACAGUACAUCGAUUACCGUGAGUUGAUCUGCACUAAGCGUACUGAACCUGCGGCGUCACGGUCAACAGCAAGCAUGAAGAGCUCCGGCGUCGUGCUAGUGCUCCUGCUGGCCAUCGCCACGGCGAGCUGCAGGCACUCGCUCGCCGCCGCCGCCGCCGCCGCAGACGCUCACGAGAGCGGCGCCAGCAUUCCGGCGAUCCUGGGCCGCGAGCUGCGGGGGUUCAUCGCCAGGGCCGGCAACAUCUUCCGGUCGGCGGGGGGUGGCGCCUGGCGCGCCGCGAACGCCACCGCGUCCGCGUCCGCCGCCGAGGCGAAGAACCUGCGCGCCGUGGCGGCGGCCCGGCGGAGGCGCCCCGCCGCCCGGAAGUCCGCGGCCGGCUGCGUGAGCGCCGCGGCGUGCCGGAAGAGGCGCGUGAUCUGCGCCAAGCGGUGCUACCGCGCCUCGCGCGCCGCCGCCGGCCUCACCCACGUCCCCUCCCGGUGCGUCGUCAAGUGCAGGAAGUGCGUGCCCACCUGCUAGCAAGCUCUGCUAGGUCGCCGCCGGCCGCCGAUCCGAUGUGAUCCGCAAAACAUGUUCUUAAUUUUGUCUACUAUUAUUCCCCGCCGUACGCCGUAGGUUAUUAGCCAUAGCUAGCAUCUUGCUGCUGCUUCUUGUCGAUCGUCGUAGGCUCAGUACGCGGAAUAAAGAUGCGAAACCUGUUCCAUGAUGCAGUAGGUGUGUAGUAGCGCCAGUGAAUAGUGUGGUUUCUACACUGUACCCCCCGUCAGCAACGUUUUGGAGUUUGGAUUCAAUUUUCUCC
Molecule: messenger RNA, 1102 nt
Organism: Panicum virgatum (switchgrass)
Lineage: Eukaryota; Viridiplantae; Streptophyta; Magnoliopsida; Poales; Poaceae
Exons: 1
Coding region: 376-822 (148 amino acids)
Source: RefSeq, a predicted model, not a curated record